Messenger RNA from Nelumbo nucifera (sacred lotus), 3744 nucleotides. Its product is annotated as Tetratricopeptide repeat (TPR)-like superfamily protein. The record is from RefSeq and is a predicted model, not a curated record. Lineage: Eukaryota; Viridiplantae; Streptophyta; Magnoliopsida; Proteales; Nelumbonaceae. Gene Ontology annotation, molecular function: protein binding.
CUUAUGUUUUAGGCCUGAAACCCCGGGCAAAACUGGGCCCAAUCCUAAGAUAUAGCUUUUAUCAUAAGUGCAAACCCCGGCCCGACGGCCCAUGAUCACCCUUAGUCGUGUACCAGGAAGAACCGGCCGUCCGAUGAGCAUUUCGUAGUGGAGGCAGUGUUGGCGCCGGUGUUGGUUCACUCUGCUCUGCAAGUCAUGGAGGAUUGAGAAAGAAGAUGUAGAGAGUGAUUACUUCAAGAAGAAGGUGGUCUUCUGAUGAUCUCUGUAUCAUCCAAGGUACUCCAAAAGCCCACUUCCUUUCGCUUAUUGAUUUCUUAUCUGCUCAACUGCACGAGCAGCUUCACCACUAACUGCACUUCUUCUUCAAAAACCCUGGAGAAGAUCUACAACGCAUUUCACCAACAAAACCCCAACCUUCUCCAUCAAAUUUCUGUCUCCGAGUUACAACCCCACCAAGUCGAAUACAUUCUCCGUCGCCUCCGCUCGGAACCCAGUUCAGCGUUUCGGUUCUUCGAAUGGUCCGAGAGAUUUUUGGGGUCUCGCCACUCCCUUGGCUGUUUCUGCAGUCUCGCUCAUGUAUUACUUCGAUGGCGGAUGUUCGAUGCCGCUCGACCGCUUGUCGGUCGAAUUGUUACACUGUUUGCGGAUUCCGACGUGUUUGUUGCUCUUUCAGUGGGAUUUUCUACUUAUAAUUCGAGCCCUAGCACAGUUUAUGGAUUCUUAGUUGAAUGCUACUGUCGGGCGGGAAUGGUCGAUCGGUCGGCCGAGAUUUUAUUUCGAAUGUGCAAAUCGGGGAUUCUGGUGCCGCAUUAUGUGCGCUUGUCGCUGUUUAGGUCCUUGAUUGAUUCAGGUAGGUUCGAAUUGAUUCUGGAAAUUCAUAGAGAGUUGUUCAAUGGCUCAGGAAAACAACCAAGUUGUUGUUUUCCGAUGUAUAAUUUUGUCAUGGAUCAGUUUCUGGAAAAGGGCGAUGCAAGAAAGGGCUUAGAUUUCCAUCAGUUGAUGAUUGAGAGAGGAUUUAUGCCUGAUAUUGUCUCUUGUAAUAAGUUUUUAGACUCCCUCUGCAAGGGGAAUCUGGUAAGAGAUGCUUCGAAUUUCCUUUCCAUGAUUCUAUUCAAGGGUCCAAAGCCAAAUUUGGUAACAUUCAGCACUUUGAUUAAUGCAUACUGUAAGGAGGGUAGACUGGACGAAGCACUUGAACUUUAUAAUCUAAUAAUCGAGAAGGAUAUGUCUCCUGAUCUAAUUGUCUACAGUAUUCUUAUUGAUGGUUUCAGUAAGAUAGGGAGGAUAGAGGAGGGGCAUGAUCUUCUUUCAGUGGCUUUAGGUGCAGGGGUUAAGCCAGAUGUGGUAGUUUUCAGUUCAAUUAUGGAUGGGUACAUCAGAAUUGGAAAUUUAGAGAGAGCAACUGAGGUAUACAUAAGAAUGUUGAAGGAAAGUAUCACACCUAAUUUGGUUACUUACAGCAUUCUUAUUAAUGGGUUGUGUCAGAAGGGUCACAUCCUUGCGGCUUCUGGGAUAUUUUGUCAGAUUGUGAAGCAUGGUUUUGAACCAUCUAUUUUAACCUAUAGUAGUCUUAUAGAUGGCUUCUGCAAUUAUGGGAAUUUGAGAGAUGGGUUUCAUGUGUUUGAAUCUAUGGUAGAGGAAGGUUGUGUCCCUGAUGUUGUUGUUUACAGCAUACUUAUAAAGGGUCUCAUCAAAAAAGGGAGAAUGGUUGAUGCUCUUAGGUUCUUUUUCAGGGCAGUGGAGAGGGGUUUAGAGCCCAGCCUUGUUACUUUUAACAUAUUAAUGGAUGGUUGUUGUAGAACAAAACGGUUAGCAGAUGCACUAAAGAUAUAUACACAGAUGGGAAGGGAUAAAGUUGCCCCUGAUUUAGUUACAUACACUAUGCUCAUCAAGGAUUUUACUGAUCAAGGUAGAUUAAAUGAGGCAUUGAUCUUGUUCUUUCAAAUUGUAAAGAAAGGCUUCUCACCGGAUGUUAUAAUGUACUGUACUCUCAUUGAUGCACUUUGCAAGCAAAAGAAUCUAAAAGCUGGAUUAGAGAUUUUCAAUCUGAUGCUCAAAAAUGGAGUCAUUCCUGAUAUAAACAUCUACAAUAUUAUCAUUAGUUGUCUUUUUGAAACUGGCCAUGUGGAAGAGGCAUCAGAGCUUUUCCAUUGGGUUCUAAACUGUGGGACAGAACCAGAUAUAGUAACAUUCAACACAAUGAUAUGUGGCUACUGCCAUGUGAAAAGGUUGACUGAGGCAAUUUGUCUUUUCGACAAAUUGACACAUAAAGGGAUCCAUCCCAACACAGUUACAUUUACUAUUCUAAUUGAUGCUUUUUGUAAAGAAGGUCGAAUGGAUGAAGCAAUGUUGGUCUUCUCUGCCAUGCUGGAAAAGGGUCUCACACCUAAUGUAGUCACAUACAGUUGUUUAAUGGAUGGUUAUUUUAAAUUUCAAAAUGUGCAGACUGCAUUGGAACUUCAUGAAGAGAUGCUUGAGAACAAAAUCUCUCCAAAUAUUGUCAGUUAUAGUGUCCUCAUUGAUGGCUUUUGCAAGAGGGGCCAAUUGGAUGAAGCAUCAUUGACUUUCCAUUGUGCUCUAGACAGGGGUUUGCUUCCUGAUGUUGUGGCAUAUGGAAUUAUGAUCAGUGGCUACUGCAAAGUUGGACGAUUAGUCGAAGCCAUGAUGCUCUAUGACCAGAUGGUGGCUAAUGGUGUCAUGCCUGAUGGUUUUAUCUUGAGUAUCCUUGCAGAUUGUCUUCUUAGAGUUGGAGAGAAGAAUCUUAACAAACUCAACUAAUGCAUUUGUAAAUGGAAUCUCUCAGAUAGUUCAGCUGGAGCAUUCUUUAUACCAUAGUGAAUUUAUUCAAGAUACCAUUUGUAUAUGUAAUUAAAAGCAGGAAAAAGUAAGAUCAGAUUUGGACUUUCUUUCGAUUCUCUCACACUUGGUGGAAUAUAGACUUGAAAUUUAUAGUUCAAGUCGGUUUUAUAUGAGAAAGAAGAUCAAAGAGUCAUUUGAGCAAGGAAAUCUAAUCUAAUUGGGGCAAAAUUGGAAAGCAUGGCUGAUUCCGAUUCCAGCCUCUUGAUGAACCAAACAGCAUCAAUCGGAAUCCGAUUCCAUUCCUGUUUGAACCAAACAGGUAGGGGGAAUAGACCAUUCUGAUUCCGAUUCCAAGGGAUUCCCAUUCUGAUUCCGAUUACGAACCAAAGGCACCCUAAAUCUUUAACUGCUAAUUUUGUAAAUGUUUAGUUUUUUUUGCCUAGGUCUUCUAAUGGGGCUGCCGAUUCUAUUGCUUCUCUAAUGAAGAACUCAGGUAUAUGUAGUUAUUUGGGACAGCCCGCCUUGUACAAUUCUCUUUGUCUCUGUUAAUAUAGUUUUUUUACCUAUAAAAAACAAAAACAUAGAUAAAAAAGAUUAACGGUUCAUUUGGUUUGUGGGAAUAUAUAGGGUCUAUUGUUUGGUUGGACGGAAUUGGAAUCCCACUCCCAUUCUGAAUGGCCAUACCCUUUCCCUCCCUUAAGGAAUGAGAAUCCAUUUCAGCCAAUUUUGAAUCCAAUUCUGAUUCCGAUUCUAACAUGAAACAAAUAGUAUAGUAGACCAUUCUGACUCUUAUUCCUGUGCCAAACAGACCCUAAUAUGCAUAUGGGCAAGGUUCAAAAUACCGGUAGGAGCACAACAGGCGAUAUCGGUAGUGUUUUUUAUAUUUUUUUCAAAAGCUGUUCAGGGGUUUUAUUAAGGCUCCACCACCUGAACCGGUCAAAACCC